GGCGCGGGGACGCGCGGCGACGCUGCUGCUGCUGCUGCUGUGUCGGGCGCGCGCGCGGCUCUGUCGCUCCCUCAGGCGGCGGCGGCGGCUCCGGCUCCUUUGUUCCCGGCGGGGACGGGGCCGCCCGGCGGGGAUGGACCCGGGCAGCGGCUCCUCGGGCGCAUUCCGUUAGAAGCUCCUCGUGCCGAGCCGAGUGCCACGCAGGGUCGGAGACCUCCAUGCCCGUAGGAGUGUCGGUGGCAGCUCCAGCCCUGAGGAGCUCUUUGACGCCCGGACCCCGCUCUUGGCACCCGCUGCGACCAUGUCAACUCCGGAUCCUCCGCUGGGCGGCACACCGCGGCCGGGGCCGUCGCCGGGGCCGGGCCCCUCACCGGGAGCCAUGCUGGGCCCCAGUCCCGGCCCCUCGCCCGGAUCGGCACACGGCAUGAUGGGCCCCAGCCCCGGACCGCCCUCGUCGGGGCACCCGCUGCCGCCCCAGCCGCCCGGCGCCUACGCUCAGGACAACCUCCACCAGAUGCACAAGCCGAUGGACUCCAUGCAUGAGAAGGGAAUCUCCGAUGAUCCCCGCUACAGCCAGAUGAAAGGGAUGGGGAUGCGGCCCGGCGGGCACGCCGGGAUGGGACCUCCUCCGAGCCCCAUGGAUCAGCACUCCCAAGGUUACCCUUCUCCGCUCGGCGGCUCCGAGCACGCCUCGAGCCCCGUGCCGGCUAACGGUCCGUCCUCCGGUGCUGCCAUGUCGUCGGGCCCCUUGGACGGCUCCGACCCGCAGGCGCUGGGGCAGCAGAACCGGGGGCCGACCCCCUUCAACCAGAACCAGCUGCACCAGCUGCGAGCCCAGAUCAUGGCCUACAAGAUGCUGGCCCGUGGGCAACCGCUUCCCGACCACCUCCAGAUGGCCGUGCAGGGCAAGCGGCCGCUGCCCGGGAUGCAGCAGCAAAUGCCGACUCUACCUCCGCCCUCCGUCUCCGGGACGGGGCCCGUGCAGGGACCAGUGCAAGGACCUGGACCGGGACCAACACCUCCAAACUACAACAGACCUCACGGUAUAGGAGGGCCCAACAUGCCCCCUCCUGGACCCUCAGGAGUUCCCCCAGGAAUGCCCGGACAGCCCCCCGGCGGCCCCCCCAAGCCCUGGCCGGAAGGACCGCUGGCCAACGCCGCAGCCCCCUCCAGCGCCCCGCAGAAGCUGAUCCCGCCCCAGCCCACCGGCCGCCCCUCGCCGGCCCCGCCGGCCGUGCCGCCCGCCGCCUCGCCGGUGAUGCCGCCGCAGACGCAGUCGCCGGGGCAGCCGGCCCAGCCCGCCCCCAUGGUGCAGCUCCACCAGAAGCAGAACCGGAUCACACCCAUCCAGAAACCCCGCGGGCUCGAUCCGGUGGAGAUCCUGCAGGAAAGGGAGUACAGGCUGCAGGCUCGCAUCGCGCACAGGAUCCAAGAACUGGAAAACCUUCCUGGCUCCUUGGCCGGAGACCUGAGAACCAAAGCUACCAUUGAACUUAAAGCUCUGCGGCUGCUGAACUUCCAGCGCCAGCUGCGCCAGGAGGUGGUGGUGUGCAUGCGGCGCGACACGGCGCUGGAGACGGCGCUCAACGCCAAGGCCUACAAGCGCAGCAAGCGGCAGUCCCUGCGCGAGGCCCGGAUCACCGAGAAGCUGGAGAAGCAGCAGAAGAUCGAGCAGGAGCGGAAGCGCAGGCAGAAGCACCAGGAAUACCUCAACAGCAUUCUCCAACACGCUAAGGAUUUCAAGGAAUACCACCGCUCCGUCACGGGCAAAAUCCAGAAGCUGACGAAGGCGGUGGCCACCUACCACGCCAACACGGAGCGGGAGCAGAAGAAGGAGAACGAGCGCAUCGAGAAGGAGAGGAUGCGCCGGCUGAUGGCUGAGGAUGAGGAAGGGUACCGGAAGCUCAUCGAUCAGAAGAAGGACAAGCGCUUGGCCUACCUGCUGCAGCAGACGGAUGAGUACGUGGCCAACCUGACUGAGCUGGUGCGGCAGCACAAGGCCGCGCAGGUGGCCAAGGAGAAGAAGAAGAAGAAGAAGAAAAAGAAGGCGGAGAAUGCGGAGGGGCAGACGCCAACCAUUGGCCCGGAUGGAGAACCGCUGGACGAGACGAGUCAGAUGAGCGACCUCCCCGUCAAGGUGAUCCACGUGGAGAGUGGCAAGAUCCUCACCGGCACGGAUGCUCCGAAGGCCGGGCAGCUGGAAGCGUGGCUGGAGAUGAACCCCGGGUAUGAAGUGGCUCCAAGAUCGGACAGCGAAGAAAGCGGCUCAGAAGAAGAGGAGGAGGAGGAGGAGGAAGAGCAACCGCAACCGGCUCAGCCGGCACUGCCCGUGGAGGAGAAGAAAAAGAUCCCGGAUCCGGACAGCGAUGAUGUCUCGGAAGUGGACGCCAGGCACAUUAUCGAGAACGCCAAGCAGGAUGUGGAUGAUGAGUAUGGAGUGUCCCAGGCGCUGGCGAGGGGUCUGCAGUCCUACUACGCCGUGGCCCACGCCGUCACCGAGCGGGUGGACAAGCAGUCCACGCUGAUGGUCAACGGCGUCCUCAAACAGUACCAGAUCAAAGGUCUGGAGUGGUUGGUGUCCCUCUACAACAACAACCUGAACGGGAUCCUGGCCGACGAGAUGGGCCUGGGCAAAACCAUCCAGACCAUCGCGCUGAUCACGUACCUCAUGGAGCACAAGCGGAUCAACGGGCCCUUCCUCAUCAUCGUCCCCCUCUCAACGCUGUCGAAUUGGGCCUAUGAGUUUGACAAGUGGGCGCCUUCCGUGGUGAAGGUCUCCUACAAGGGCUCUCCGGCCGCAAGACGGGCGUUCGUCCCUCAGCUCCGCAGUGGGAAAUUCAACGUCUUGCUCACUACGUACGAGUACAUCAUUAAGGACAAGCACAUCCUGGCCAAGAUCCGCUGGAAGUACAUGAUCGUGGACGAGGGCCACCGGAUGAAGAACCACCACUGCAAGCUGACCCAGGUGCUCAACACGCACUACGUGGCUCCGCGCCGGCUGCUCCUGACGGGAACGCCGCUCCAGAACAAACUGCCGGAGCUGUGGGCGCUGCUCAACUUCCUCCUGCCCACCAUCUUCAAGAGCUGCAGCACCUUUGAGCAGUGGUUCAACGCACCCUUUGCCAUGACCGGAGAGAAGGUGGACCUGAACGAAGAAGAAACCAUCCUGAUCAUCCGGCGCUUGCACAAGGUGCUGCGUCCCUUCCUGCUCCGGAGGCUGAAGAAGGAGGUGGAAGCGCAGCUCCCAGAAAAGGUGGAAUACGUGAUCAAGUGCGACAUGUCGGCGCUGCAGAGGGUCCUCUACCGGCACAUGCAGGCCAAGGGUGUGCUGCUCACCGACGGCUCCGAGAAGGACAAGAAGGGGAAAGGCGGGACGAAAACCUUGAUGAACACCAUCAUGCAGCUGCGGAAGAUCUGCAACCACCCCUACAUGUUCCAGCACAUCGAGGAAUCCUUUUCCGAGCACUUGGGCUUCACGGGAGGCAUCGUCCAAGGGCUGGAUUUGUACCGCGCCUCCGGCAAGUUUGAGCUGCUGGACCGGAUCCUGCCGAAGCUCCGCGCCACCAACCACAAGGUGCUGCUCUUCUGCCAGAUGACCUCCCUGAUGACCAUCAUGGAAGACUACUUCGCCUAUCGUGGAUUCAAAUACCUCAGGCUGGACGGAACCACUAAAGCGGAGGACCGGGGAAUGUUGUUAAAGACCUUUAACGAGCCGGGUUCCGAGUAUUUCAUUUUCCUGCUGAGCACUCGUGCCGGUGGGCUGGGCCUCAACCUCCAGUCGGCCGACACCGUCAUUAUCUUCGACAGCGACUGGAAUCCUCACCAGGAUCUCCAGGCUCAGGACCGCGCUCACCGUAUCGGCCAACAGAACGAAGUCCGCGUCCUCCGCCUCUGCACGGUCAACAGUGUGGAGGAGAAGAUCCUCGCCGCCGCCAAAUACAAACUCAACGUUGACCAGAAGGUCAUCCAGGCCGGGAUGUUCGACCAGAAAUCCUCCAGCCACGAGCGCCGAGCUUUCCUCCAGGCCAUUUUGGAGCACGAGGAGCAAGACGAGAGCAGAUACAGCGCGGGCAGCGGCAGUGGCAGCUUCCCCCACACUGCCUCCACCCUGUGCCUGAACGCUGAGUUGGAGGAACCACCUCUAAAGGAAGAAGAUGAAGUUCCCGAUGACGAAACCGUCAACCAGAUGAUCGCCCGGCACGAAGAGGAGUUCGAUCUGUUCAUGCGGAUGGACCUGGACCGGAGGCGGGAGGAGGCGCGGAACCCCAAGCGCAAACCGCGCCUGAUGGAGGAGGACGAGCUGCCGUCGUGGAUCAUCAAGGACGACGCCGAGGUGGAGCGCUUGACCUGCGAGGAGGAGGAGGAGAAGAUGUUCGGCCGCGGCUCGCGGCACCGCAAGGAGGUGGAUUACAGCGAUUCGCUGACGGAGAAGCAGUGGCUCAAGGUAUACACGGCGAUCGAGGAGGGGACUCUGGAGGAGAUCGAGGAAGAGGUUCGCCAAAAGAAAUCGUCGCGCAAACGGAAGCGAGACCCGGACGUGGGCUCGGCCGCCGCCGCCGCCACGAGCACCCGCAGCCGCGACAAAGACGACGAGAGCAAAAAGCAGAAGAAACGGGGGCGCCCGCCCGCCGAGAAGCUCUCCCCGAACCCUCCAAACCUCACCAAGAAGAUGAAGAAGAUCGUUGACGCCGUUAUUAAGUACAAGGACAGCAGCAGUGGACGGCAGCUCAGCGAAGUCUUCAUCCAACUGCCGUCCCGCAAGGAGCUGCCGGAAUACUACGAGCUCAUCCGCAAGCCGGUGGACUUCAAGAAAAUCAAGGAACGGAUCCGCAACCACAAAUACCGGAGCCUGAACGACCUGGAGAAGGACGUGAUGCUGCUGUGCCAGAACGCGCAGACCUUCAACCUCGAGGGCUCCCUGAUCUACGAGGACUCCAUCGUGCUGCAGUCGGUGUUCACCAGCGUUCGGCAGAAGAUCGAGAAGGAGGAGGAGAGCGACGGCGACGACAGCGAGGAGGAGGAGGAGGGGGAAGAGGAAGGAUCCGAAUCCGAGUCAGCGCGGUCGGUGAAGGUGAAGAUCAAACUGGGGCGGAAGGAGAAGGCGCAGGAGCGGCUGAAGGGGCGGCGGCGCGCGGCGCGCGGCUCCCGCGCCAAACCCCUCGUCAGCGACGACGACAGCGACGACGACCAGGAGGAGGAUCGCUCCGGCAGCGGCACCGAAGAGGACUGAACCCCAAUCCCAGGGCUCCGUCUCGCCGUCCCCCCUAAACCCCGCGGCCCCGGAGCAGCGGGACAAACUCUUUCCCUAUUUAUCCCCACGGGAACCGUUCGGAUCCUCCUGAACCCCAAAAACCUUCCCGGGCGUUACGGAGGGAUCGGAUCCGCCCCCGAGGCCGCGACUCCCUGGAUUGCGAGCGGGAAUAAAUGAA
Messenger RNA from Cuculus canorus (common cuckoo), 5429 nucleotides. It is a transcript of the gene SMARCA4, whose product is annotated as SWI/SNF related, matrix associated, actin dependent regulator of chromatin, subfamily a, member 4. Lineage: Eukaryota; Metazoa; Chordata; Aves; Cuculiformes; Cuculidae. The coding region runs from base 302 to 5230 and encodes 1642 amino acids. Gene Ontology annotation, molecular function: ATP-dependent chromatin remodeler activity; ATP binding; DNA binding. Gene Ontology annotation, biological process: positive regulation of transcription by RNA polymerase II. The record is from RefSeq and is a predicted model, not a curated record. The transcript has 36 exons. Gene Ontology annotation, cellular component: nucleus.